Molecule: messenger RNA, 1139 nt
Organism: Poecilia latipinna (sailfin molly)
Lineage: Eukaryota; Metazoa; Chordata; Actinopteri; Cyprinodontiformes; Poeciliidae
Product: B-cell linker protein-like
Exons: 13
Coding region: 306-1103 (265 amino acids)
Source: RefSeq, a predicted model, not a curated record
CACUAUUGUGACACAUUUGGUUUCUUGCAGUUUUAAUAUAGAAUAUUUUUUCAGGAAGUUCCAGCUUCCCUUUCGUUGAUGCCGUAAGACCGUCAAUGGGGAAAUGUUCAUUUGUGUUUUAGUUACAGUUCCAGGAGAUUUGAUAUUUAUGUAUGAUGAGGAAUGAAACCGGGCAUGUAUUUUUGCUCUGAGGUGACCUCAGAGCCUGUACUUCUUCAAGCUGAAGCAGCGGUGCACCCUCAGUGUGUGGAAACUUGCUCUGGAGCCACAGGGUCAAGAGUUAGAGGCUCCCAGCGACGGCAGACAUGAACCUGCCGACCAGAGAAGAGUGUGAAGGGUGGGACCACAUGAAAGUGGCGCUUUUUAUGUGCAAGAAUAACAUGCAAGACUGCGCCGGGACUGUGACCAGAUUAAAGAUCGACGGACUCAGGCUUCUGAAUCUCACUGAGAACGACAUCAGAAAGUUCAGCCUCCUUCAGCAGCCGCAACUUCAGAAAAUGGUUCAAGACAUCAAGAAAAAUGACGGCAGCCUGCUGAAUAAAAUCAGAAGACUGAAAAGACAACCUCGUCCAAACGUUCCUGUCAGAGACUACAGAGAUUUCAGAGACAACGAUCAGUGCUCUGAUCCAGAAUACAACGAGCCAUGCGAUGACCCGCCUGAAGAUGACAACUAUGAGCCUCCUCCGGUCCACAGAGAGUUCACCAGAAGUCCCUUCACUUCCUUACCAAGGGGGGAGUAUCUCGACAGCUGUCAUGCCCGACCAAGCCGACCUCCAAAGAAGCCCGUCCGUCCUGUUAAAGCCUCCAAACAACUUCCUCCUGAACCGUCACAUCCAUGGAGCGACAAAGAAGAAGACUAUAUAGACCCAGAUGCUAAUGGUGAGGACGACUACAUAGAACCCACAGAGAAUUCAUCUCCAAAAGGUGGAAACAGAGGUGACUAUCCCAUUUUGCCUCCAGCUUUACCAGAUCGUCCAUCCAGUCCAGAAGAUUUGUAUGAAGAACCUGAGAAAGAGGAACCAUCUACGCCUCCACAGAGAAAGGGAUUUUGUCCACCUCCUUUCAAACCAGGACCUUCUUUACCAAAACCAACACCCAGGUAGGAACCAAACCUAUGCUAAAUCACUAAAUUGUUUGAG